CUCAAGGUGAUUCUUCCGAAGACAUGCGUUUCAGUAUUCAUCCCCUACCGGGCGAUACAGGAUUUUCCCAAUGGGUAAGCGCGAUGAAGAUGGUCGCCCAGUUACCUGGAGGUAUUCCUCCAGAAUUCCGAAGAAGGCUGUGGUUACAAUUAGCUGACAGACAUCUGCUAGCUAAAGGCGUGGACUGGCCGAAGGUGGAACGGACUUGCUUCAGCGAAUGGUCCCAUCCGGCAGAUGCAGAACUCGGAGUGCAAAUCGUUAAGGACUUGCACAGGACCGGCUGCAGUUUGUUCUGCGGUGAAGAUGGGCAGGAGAAUCAAGUGUUGCUUAAAAGGGUGCUACUAGCGUACGCUAGGUGGAACAAGGCUGUAGGUUACUGCCAAGGAUUCAACAUGUUAGCAGCUCUGAUCCUCCAAGUUACCGAUAAAUGUGAGAGUGAUGCCUUAAAAUUGAUGAUAUAUCUCAUAGAAGGAGUGCUUCCGGACUCCUAUUUCGCGGACAGUCUGAGAGAUUUAUCAGUAGACAUGGCAGUAUUUAGAGAACUGUUGAGGACGCGAUUUCCACGACUAUCCAAACACUUAGACAAUCUUCAAAACGCUGCUAAGGACGGGAGCCGCAGCUACGAGCCGCCUCUCACGAAUGUGUUUACCAUGCAAUGGUUCCUCACACUGUUUUGUAAUUGCUUGCCCCAACCCACAGUUCUUCGAGUCUGGGACCUAAUCCUUCUGGAAGGAAACGAAGUACUACUGCGAACAGCUUUGGCAAUAUGGCAGGUCCUGGCCGAAAGAAUCCUCAGUGUUAGAAGUGCCGACGAAUUUUAUUGUAUGAUGGGGGUGCUAACCAGGGAGCUAUUAGAAUCCGAGCUCGUAGAUGGAAACGUCUUAAUAAAGGCAGUUGUCGCCAUCGGACCUCUAACGGAACUAGCAACACUCAGGGAACACUAUAUGUACAACAUAAACCCGUGGGGAACCAAUCUACCCCAAGUUGUUGAUAAGCAAUUAAAGCUGUAUCCGAAACAGAGUAUUGCCUUAGAUAUCAGCGGUCUAAAACAGCAAUAUGCUAAGUUAAAACAGAGACAAAGACAGGCACAUAUUAUAUUCAGUGCAGCUAUAUCCAGGCAGCCUCCUGCUGCACCUCCCGUAACCAUGAACCAUUUAUUACUAGGUAAAAGUGCUUUGAUCCCUGCGAAGAGGAUAGGCCCGCCAAAAGGUGCCAUUCCUCCAGCUAGGCAAGUAGCGCCUAGUACUUUACAUUGGAAGGACGCCCCCAAACAAAGCUCCAGCUCUAGUUCGAGCGAUACAGAGUUGUGUGAUGAAGGCGGAGAUACUUCCGAUGAAGAAGAAGAAAAAGGUCAAUUCGAUAACCUACCUAAUGAUAGUGAUACCAAUCUUAUGAAAAAUGACAAUAUAAGUGCCACUGUAGACGUAGGAACACACAGUUCACCUUCUAAACCUAACCCCAUUCCGACUGACACGUUAGCCGUUGACGAUAACUUAAUUAUGUUUAAAUCUGAGUCUGAUGAGGAAAGUUUUGAUUUCGAGCAAUUUCUAAACGAUCGCCUUAAAGUAAAUGACGUAACGGAAGAAAAAGUAGAUUACGCGAGACGAAACAGCGAAAGAGCACUACAAAUAAUCCAGGAAAACUCCUUGAUACUCCAUAGGAUAUUACAGUGUCAGUCUAGAUCGUCGCCCUCGCCUCCGCUUUUGGAAACAAUGGAAAUGACAAUGGAGCAAGACUUAGCAACAUCUUUACAUAACAGCGAUUCAUUCAUUGAAAGCAGUGCAGUAACGGGAGUUGAUAAGCCAUUUGAUAGCGAUGCAAUGCAAAAACAGAUCGAUAUUGAAUAUAACAGUCCAGUAAAACAACCGGAGGAACUAAAAUCUCCUGAAUAUGGGUCAAAGUAUACGAGUAUACUCGAAAAAAGUAAAAGUUUGGACGAAAAAUAUAAUGAGUUAAUAUUGAAGAAACCGGUAUCCAAAACCUUUGAGCAACUUAGUACAAAUGUCCCCACUGAUGCUAAUAAAAUCGAGUCCAUAACACAAUCAAAAUCACCAGUUUUUACUAUCAAUGAAGAAACUGCGAACCAGACAAGUGCUGAUCAACCAAAUGUAUUUACCUUUGAUGAUUUGGAUAUUGUUCCAGUACAAAAGUCUAACUGGAGAGAGGAACUUAGCUCUGUUCUUAACGCCAACAAACAAGCUUUAAAUAAAAAGUACGAUGAAGAUAGUAAUCAUAAAAACGAUGAGGAAGAUUUUAGUUUUCCUCCUGAAGAUAAAUAUAAUUUUAUUGAUUUUAAAACCGACGAGAGCGAUACAGAUUACACUACAAAAGAAUCUUCUAAUGUUGACAUCAUUCUAGACUCAAAAGAAAAACCAGAAUCGUAUUAUCCCUCUCCUAAUAAUGAAGGAUAUGAAUUUAAACUUCCAGAAUUAUCACCUAUGGAAGCAAAGCCGUUAGAAAUAGACUUUAAAAGUUAUUUACACAUUUCUAAUGACCAUGAAAAUGAUAAUAAUGGUGACUUUAAACCAUAUUUUAAUAGACAAAAAUCUGACAAUUUUCCAGAAGAUUCAGAUUCCGGUAUUUUAUCCGCCAGUAGGUGUUCUAGUGAUCCAGAUAAACUUCAUCAAGCGCUUAACCUUUCCGAAUAUAGGUUUGAUGCAAACCUGGUUGAUAACAACUCUUUGGCAUCGCAAAAUUUUGGACAAUCCUCCGAUUCUUUGACGAGUCCUAUAGGGCAGAAACCUUCCACCACUUGUUAUAGUUUCCUCACCACUGAUGAAGAAGGCAAAUCGUUAAAGACAUACCUAGAGGAUGCAAGUAUAUGUGAUAAUAACCCAAUUACCAAAUCAUUUAACGUAGAUUUAGUAUCAUGUUCUAGCUCAACUUUAAAAUCUCCUUUACCUCCUUUAUCUCCUUUAUCUCCUUUGAAAUCGCCCCUUAAAUCACCUUAUCGAUCUCCUAGUUCUCCUAACGCCACUUUUAACCCUUUUCCCGUUCCUCUAAGUUCGAGGCAGAACAAGGAGGUGCCGUUGAAACUUGGGCUGUACAAAAAGUAGCAAUUUUUCCUUCUUAAAUCUAGAUGAGUCCUAUUUCAUAUAUCAGUCUAGAAGUAAAAGUACCUUUGAUGAACUGUGUAUGGCAAUGCCAACUAUUAAAAUUUUUUGAAAAUAUAUACAGGGUGAUUGAUUAGUGGGGUAAAGCUCAAUAGAUCCGCUAUAGUAAUAGAUAGCAACAAAAGUUAAUAACAAAACUUGUAGCCAACUUUGAGCUUCCCAUUACAAAAUUAGUUAGAAUGUUACAGGGUGUUCGAUAACACAGCGGCGGACCAAACUUAUGUUUUUUUUUAAUGGAACACCCUAUAUUUUAUUUUAUUUUCGAAAUCCUGUUAACUUCUCCAUCAUAAAAAUAUAAAGGUAAAUGUUAUACAGGGUAUUUAAAAGUUAUAACCAAUUUUGUAUGAAAAUCGUCACAAGUUCAACUCCCUGUAUAAAUAAAAAUAAGCACAACAGCAAUGGUUUCUUAAUGCCGUAUUUUUUUCUUUAUUGUCAAAAUUUUAAAGAAUUACCGACAUUGCUAAUUUUCCUUAUAUCAAAUACAGGGUGAGUCAAAACGCAAGUACAUUAUUUUCUCAGUAAUGUUAAAUGGAACACCCUGUAUUUUAUAUCAUUAUUCAAAAGUAACAUUACCGUACUUUAAUUUUUAUAUAACAUUCCCUAUGUCCAAAUUUAUUAGUUUUCGAGAUAUUUUCAUUUUUCAGAGCAAAUUAUUUUAGGUGUCUAAAUUUAUCUAAAUUUUAAGUAAGCCAUGACUGAAUUGACAAUUGACGGUUACUGAUUAUCAAUCCGGUAAUAAAUGUAACAAUGUAGCCAAUAAAGAAAUAAAAAUAAUGUAUUAGUAAUACAUUUUACAAAAAAAAAACACAACCACAACAUGCAACAUUUUUGAAACAAUUAAAAACUACUUUUUAUGUAAAUGUAACAAAUAAAGAAAGAAAAUUACUAAUAAAUUUUACAAAAAACACACAAACACAAAAUACAAAAUUUUGUGAAGACAAUUAAACACUACUUUUGUAUUUAAAUGUAACAAUGUAACAAAUAAAGAACAAAAAAUAAUUUAUCAGUAAUAUAUUUUGCAAAAAAACAUUUUUGAAAAAAUUAGAAGCUACAUUUAACAAAAUAUUUUUAAUAUUUAAUUACAUAAGGUGUUCAAAAUUACCUCCUAACACAUUUAUGCAAGCCUAAAGACGAUCAUUGAAAGAGCUACUUACUUUACGAAGCAUUUGUAAAUUAACACAUCGAAAUAGACUUUGUAUUCUAUUUUUUAUCUCAUCCCUUGUUGUUGGAGGUAUUUUAUAAACUUCAUUAUUACCGUAACCCCAAAAAAAUUAGUCCAGUUUAUUAAAUUCUGGUGAUUUGAUUUGGGUGGCCAUGCUACUGGUCCAUUGAAAAAUGAAAAUAUCUCGAAAAGUAAUAAAU
Messenger RNA from Diabrotica virgifera virgifera (western corn rootworm), 4475 nucleotides. RefSeq lists its product as uncharacterized. Lineage: Eukaryota; Metazoa; Arthropoda; Insecta; Coleoptera; Chrysomelidae. The record is from RefSeq and is a predicted model, not a curated record. Bases 24 to 3056 code for a protein of 1010 amino acids. The transcript has 4 exons. Gene Ontology annotation, cellular component: endoplasmic reticulum.